AUGCCUCCCAGACAAUCCAAAACCGACUCUCGCGCUCUGACCAUCCUCUUCAAGAAGCAUAAAACCACUGUCCUUCUGAUGCUCCAACCCCACGAAUCACUCGACUUCGCCAAAGAACGGCUUCUGGAUGCUCUGCAAUCGCGAGAAAUUACCAACAUAAAUGGCGAUGUUCUUCCUGACGACUCCUGUGAUAUUGAGUUCGGUGAACCGGUCGACCGAGCGGACCUCUCGAAAGGUUGGAAGCGCCUCCAAGCAGAUGCACCAGAAAUAGACACCGAGGAUGCCCCGAAGAGGAAUAAGGGCAAGUCACAAAAAAAUCCAGUAACUAUAAUGGAGGCCGGUCUUCAGAAUGGGCAUUCAAUUGCCUUCCGCUUCCACAAAUCCAGUGAGGGUCAGAAUGGCGGUCUUGAUAUGGACCUUGAUGGUGAGGAUAAAGGCUGGGAUGUCGUCAUGCCGGUCUACGAUGAUGAGCCAGAGGAACGAGGUUAG
Messenger RNA from Penicillium mononematosum, 489 nucleotides. RefSeq lists its product as uncharacterized. The coding region runs from base 1 to 489 and encodes 162 amino acids. The transcript has 2 exons. The record is from RefSeq and is a predicted model, not a curated record. Lineage: Eukaryota; Fungi; Ascomycota; Eurotiomycetes; Eurotiales; Aspergillaceae.